Molecule: messenger RNA, 961 nt
Organism: Anas platyrhynchos (mallard)
Lineage: Eukaryota; Metazoa; Chordata; Aves; Anseriformes; Anatidae
Product: parvalbumin, thymic
Cellular component (GO): cytoplasm
Molecular function (GO): calcium ion binding
Source: RefSeq, a predicted model, not a curated record
CGUGACGCUGAAAUCUAAAAUCUGUAUAUGGUAUACAACUUAAAGUAUAUAUAUGCAAGCUCAGCUCUGGGAGAGCCACACAGCAAGUACUUUCCUCCCAACCAGACGGCUUCCUUAUCCCAUCAAGACGACCACAAAGAUCUCCUGAGACAUUCAGAAAGAAACUGCAAAGACUGACAAUUUCUUCUGCUGCAAUCAAACAGUUCAACAAUGGCCAUCACUGACAUCCUUUCUACUAAAGAUAUUGAAUCUGCUCUCUCCAGCUGCCAGGCUGCGGAUUCCUUCAAUUACAAGUCGUUCUUCUCCACGGUUGGUUUAUCCAGCAAAACCCCUGAUCAGAUAAAGAAGGUUUUUGGAAUCCUCGAUCAAGACAAGAGUGGUUUCAUCGAGGAAGAAGAGCUUCAGCUGUUUCUGAAGAAUUUCUCUUCAAGUGCCAGAGUCCUCACUGCUGCAGAGACCAAGGCUUUUCUGGCUGCAGGUGACACUGAUGGCGAUGGCAAAAUUGGAGUAGAAGAAUUCCAAUCUCUGGUGCAGGCAUAAGCAGCAUUAGACCAAAGGCAGCCUUGGACUGACUCUUCCAAUUACCUCGUCCAACAAGCACUUCGCACUCAGCAUGUGUUUGUAUGUUUUUAUAUUGUUUCAGGCAUUAGCAAUUCCCCAUACACCAAAUUCACACACAGGAUUGCUGAGAAAUCUUGCAACUUACAGAUGUUUUGGUGACACAGCAUUGUUACGUUUCCAUUGUAAAGAAGGCACUUUGUCAUUUUCAACUACUCCUAGUGUUGAAAUCAUGGCUGGAAGAUGGGACAAAAAGAAACAUUUAAAAAAUCUGGGGAAAAGCUUUUUUUUUUUUUAAUUUAUUUUGGUUUUGUUUAGGUUUUCCAUCUCUGUACUUUACCAUGCUGACUUGCCAGACACAGUUUUGAUGUUCUUAAACAAUAUGACAUCUUUUAAGGCUUAA